AUGGACGCAGAAGUGGUUCGUGUAUACGUUGACGACAUCAUAAUUGGGACAAAAACAAGGGAUGCCCACCUUGGCCUGGUCUUGCGAGUUCUGGAAAGGCUGCGAGAAGUCGGACUGAGGAUUAGCAGGGAAAAAUGUGAGUUCCUAAAGACGGAGCUUUCCUUCCUCGGGGUGAUCGUCACACACAACACUCUCACUCCAGACCCCAAACGUGUGUCGGCCCUGAGCAAUGCCCCCAUCCCAAAGGACCAGACGGAAUUGAAGCGUUUUGUGGGUGCAGUACAAUACAUAUCUCGCCACAUUCCAAACCUUGGCGAGUUCCUCAGUCCCAUAUCUCCGUGGCUCAAGAAAGGGAGCUUCAAAGUGACUCCUGACUUCGAACGACAUUUCCGGAGUCUGAAACUGGCCCUGGCGGACACGGUGUCGCUGACCAUGCCGGAUCCACAAGAAGGAUUCCUCCUUUUCACAGAUGCUUCCAAUGUAGCGGCAGGGGCUGCUCUCUGGCAGCCGCUCGAGUCCCCGAAAUUGAUUGCUUGCCUCUCGCACACCUUCUCCACCACCGAACGCAAUUGGAGUACCACGGAACGCGAGUGCUACGCCAUCGUGUGGGCUCUCGAAAAGCUGCAUAACAUCAUCAAAGGAAGCGAAGUGGUGGUUUUCACCGACCACAAGGCGCUCGAACAUCUCGAUUCCACCAAUAACGCGAAGUUGAGCCGCUGGAGGGCCCGAAUCUGCGAGUUCACGGUGACCUUCCACUAUACAGCCGGUAGUUCCAAUAUUGUGGCUGAUUGGCUCAGCCGUCUCGAUUCGGACCACGAUCAGACUAUUGACACGAUAGCCGUACCAGCAUUUAUCGCUAUACCUCCACCCGUCUCAGCGGAGGACCUGCGCUCAGAACCGCCCGCUCCCGAAGAUAUUCCAUUCCUGACCGAGACGCCCAACGGCCGG
Gregarina niphandrodes is the source of this 948-nucleotide messenger RNA. Its product is annotated as putative Pol polyprotein. The annotation marks the transcript as partial. Lineage: Eukaryota; Apicomplexa; Conoidasida; Eugregarinorida; Gregarinidae. The record is from RefSeq and is a predicted model, not a curated record. The transcript has a single exon.